Diachasmimorpha longicaudata is the source of this 2113-nucleotide messenger RNA. It is a transcript of the gene MICU3, whose product is annotated as calcium uptake protein 3, mitochondrial. Lineage: Eukaryota; Metazoa; Arthropoda; Insecta; Hymenoptera; Braconidae. The record is from RefSeq and is a predicted model, not a curated record. Gene Ontology annotation, cellular component: uniplex complex. The transcript has 12 exons. Gene Ontology annotation, biological process: mitochondrial calcium ion homeostasis; calcium import into the mitochondrion. Gene Ontology annotation, molecular function: calcium ion binding. The coding region runs from base 288 to 1769 and encodes 493 amino acids.
UUCCUCGUCAGUUGCUCUUACGGAGUUAUCUGAACUCCAAGUCCCUGAUAUAGGUCUCUUCCAUUCUGUCAUGAACAGUUAGAAAUUCGAAUAAUUGACGAAAAGUAUAUUGAUUUAACCACCCAGUGAAUACCAUUCUGACUUUAUUUUUGUUCCACGUAUAUCCGAGAGUGUCACAGAUGCUCUAUUUAUAAUCGUACAUUCGUAGAGUUUGAAGGCGCGCGCGCGGUCGGUGCCUAGUGUAUUUUCGCUAUUAUCCCCGGUUGUUCCAUCGUACCGUCCGAGAUAUGGCGAGCAUGAGUAUCCUCGCGGCAAAAUUUACCCGAUUACUGAAAAAAACGUGCAAUUUAUCAACAAUUAAAUCACUGAGGAGCCCCCAAAAUACUGGAAAGAUCAUCAAAACUGGGGCAGGAGUCCUUGCUGUUGGAUCAGCUGUGCUUUACGUUGGACAUAAAUAUACCAGGGGGAACGUCGUCUACGCAGCUCGAUCGCGCAAAAGGGACGACGAGCUUCAGAAGGCCGUGAGACUGACCGUGAGAGAAAGAAGAUUCAUAAAGUUUGCGUCUGUCGAAUACGAUGGCCAGCUGUACAUGACACCCCAGGAUUUUCUUGACAGUGUCGUUGAGUCAGAGCCGAGACCUCGUCAUAAGAGAAGAUGCCUAACAGACAAGGAACUGGAAACGAUAACGUACUCGACGCCUUCACUUCGCUACGGAGGAACGCACAUGUUUCGCACCAUGAGAGACAAAGGGAUAGUCUCAUACACGGAGUACCUGUUUUUGCUGUCCAUACUCACAAAACCACAAACUGGCUUCCGAAUCGCGUUCAAUAUGUUUGAUACUGAUGGUAACGAGAGAGUCGACAAGAACGAGUUCCUUGUGAUAAGAAAGCUGUUUGCUCGUGGACUGAAGGAUCGCGAGCUUGAUGCUGCUACGAGGCGAGCCUUGCGAAGUCUUGUUGCGCCAAGUGAGAAGGCCCUCGCCGUCAGAGCAAAACUCCGAGACAGUCAUCAAACAGAAUCGUCCCCAUCCUACUCAAAUUCUUACAUGGAGAGCAUUUUUAGCCACGCAUGGAGAGGACGUCAUGGUGGCCUCUCAGUGCAGAUUACGGAAGGCAAGAGAGCUAGGAACUACGAUAAUAUGCUGGAAGACGAAGAUCAGGGAUUACAACGUCGGAAUACUGUGGAUACGACGCUAAUGGUACACUUUUUCGGCAAGGAUGGAGGGAAGGAACUGAAGUAUGAAGGAUUCCGACAGUUCAUGGAGAAUCUUCAACACGAAGUCUUGGAACUGGAGUUCAGCGAGUUCAGCAAGGGCCAAGACACCAUUAGUGAGCUGGAUUUUGCCAAAAUUCUCCUGAGAUACACAUACCUGGAUAUGGAUGAAUACGAUAAAUAUUUGGAGAGGCUCCUGGACCGCUCGGAAGACAGCAUUGAUAUUACUUUCGACGAAUUUCGAAAAUUCUAUCAAUUCUUGAAUAGUUUAGAUGACUUUUCAAUUGCCAUGAGGAUGUACACAUUAGCAAAUCAUCCAAUAUCUAAAGACGAAUUUCUUCGAGCUGUAAAAAUCUGCACAGGUGCCAGUAUCUCCCAACACAUAGUCGACACAGUAUUUGCACUUUUUGACGUUGAUGGUGAUGGGCAAUUAUCUUACGAAGAAUUCAUUGCCAUCAUGAAGGAUAGACUACACCGCGGAUCUAAGUCUCAACCAAGAGGCGAGGGAUGGGAAGCCUUUAAGUACUGCGUAAAGCAGGAAAUGAAAGGACCUUAGGAUCAUCGGAACGACAGACCCAUCAUUCUUACCUAAAUCUCUAAUGCCUAUUUUACUUAAUGGUUCGCCUCUGUGAUAUUUUUAAACGCCAUUACACUGUCUUCUCUGCUAUUACAGAUGAUUUCAAAUAUUUAAUUAGUUGAAUUACCAUCAGCAACGUUUGAAAUUGUCAACCUUACAUUGAUAUAAGUAUUUUUCAUUUAUGUUUAUACUGUCAAGAUAAUCGAAGAUAUUGACCAGAAACACUGGUUUUCGUUCUGUAUUAUAUAGAUUUCUGUUAAAUAAUUGAAGUCGUAAAAUUAAACGCUCAAAAAUAUAGAUCUAAACAGUACCACCGGAGAAAA